Molecule: messenger RNA, 894 nt
Organism: Arabis nemorensis
Lineage: Eukaryota; Viridiplantae; Streptophyta; Magnoliopsida; Brassicales; Brassicaceae
Source: the annotation of a GenBank genome assembly
AUGACCGAAACUGGUCAUCCCGUGAUGUUGCUGAUGUCGGUUUGGUUUGGUACACAAGCUGACAAGGUCUAUUCAUAUGCUUGGUUUUCGGACUCAUUUGAUGUGAGUGCUAGUUGCGUGGUCAACACUCAACCUAAGCUUUACUUAGCUCCGAGGCUCUGUUACGUUAGGGUUACAGUUGUUUCAGGUCAUGAGUUGAGUUCUAACGAUGGAAAACAAACUCCUUCUGUUUACGUGAAGGCAACUCUCGGUGACCAAGUCCAGAAAACCAAGAUUUCUUUUGGUUCGAACCCUACAUGGAAUCAAGAUCUAAUGUUUGUGGCAUCAGAGCCCUUAUAUGAUACUGUCUACAUUAGCUUAAUCGACCAAGUCGAUGAUCAGCAAGAAGAAUGCAUAGGAAGGGUAGUGAAGAAGCUCUCAGAGAUGAAUGCGGCGGUUAAAGUUCCUGGAACCAAAUUGCCGGUUUCGUUUUAUGACAUUGAACCGGCGGUUGAAAGUGAUUCAAGGCGGCCCUCUAGCAGAAUCAAGAUGAAAUUAGCAACUGAUCAAGGUUAUCACGUCAGUGACGAGUGUAGCCAAUACUCGAGCGAUUACCGAGCUUUCGCGAAAAAGUUAUGGCCCCAUAAGCUCGGGAAAUUAGAGAUUGGGAUUUUGGGUGCUACGGGUUUAGAGACUACGAACGACUUGGGAGAUGGACAGAAGACUACUACGGAUGCUUAUGUUGUGGCUAAGUAUGGUAACAAAUGGGGGAGAACACGAACCCUGAGUUUUCACCAAAGAGGAACGAGCAGUAUUCAUGGGACAUUUACGACAAAUGUACGAUCGUUACACUCGGAAUUUACGACAACUACUGCCGUAUCGAUCAAGCAAAGGAUGUUCCAAUUGGGAAAGUGA